AUGCUGCUUUAUGGGCAAGAUGGCCUCCAUGCAUCGUGUGAAAAGAAAUAUUGUGGCCGUGGGAGUAAGUGUGUUGUGAAUAAAGAGACUGAUAAGCCUGAGUGCAGGUGCAUAGAUGACUGCAAGCCCAGUUACAUGCCGGUGUGUGGCUCAGACGGCAAAUUCUACGAAAAUCAUUGUGAACUACACCGAGCGUCAUGUUUGCAAAGGAAGAAGAUCUACAUUAUUCACAGCAAAGACUGCUUCUUCAAAGGUGACACAUGCACAAUGGCAGAUUACACUCAACUGAAGAGCAUCCUGCUGGACCUCCAGGCUCACCGCCAGAGACAGCAAACUUACCCAGUGGAGGACAGAACCCAGAAGCGCAUCUUAGUUGAAGAUAUGUUUAACCACUUGGAUAUAAAUGGUGAUGGACACCUCAGCAGCUCUGAAUUGGCGCAGUUGAUUCAAAGGGAAGAUCUGGAAGAUGAUUUCUUGGAUUGUACAGCAGAAGACCUUCUCCGUUUUGAUGACUAUAAUAAUGAUGGCUACCUAACCCUGCAAGAACUCUACACUGCGUUCCAGGUGGUCCAACUUACCCUUGCUGAAGAGCAGAAGGUCAGCAUUACCACAGUUACGGUCGGGCUCAGCACCGUCUUGACUUGUGCUGUGCAUGGACCCCUGAGGCCUCCGAUCAUCUGGAAACGCAACGGCGUUAUGCUGAACUUUUUAGAUCUGGAAGAUAUCAAUGAUUUCGGAGAUGAUGAUUCCCUCUACAUCACCAAGGUAACAACUAUUCACAUGGGCAAUUACACGUGUCAUGCCUAUGGCUAUGAAGAACUGUAUCAGACCCACAUUCUUCAGGUGAAUGUGCCACCCGUGAUUCGCGUCUAUCCUGAAACCCAGGCACAAGAACCUGGGGUAUCAGCGAGCCUCAAAUGUCAUGCUGAGGGCAUUCCAAAUCCCAAAAUUUCCUGGUUAAAGAAUGGUAUUGCCAUCACACCAAAAUUGUCCAAGCAACUGAUGCUGUUAGCAAACGGAAGUGAACUUCACAUCAGUAGUGUUCGGUAUGAAGACACAGGUGCCUAUACUUGUAUUGCUAAAAAUGAUGUGGGAGUAGAUGAGGAUAUUUCUUCUCUCUUCAUUGAAGAUUCGGCUAGAAAGACCCUUGCAAACAUACUGUGGCGAGAGGAAGGACUCAGUGUGGGAAACAUGUUCUAUGUCUUUUCUGAUGAUGGAAUCACAAUAAUUCAGCCAAAUGACUGUGAGAUCCAGAGACACAUCAGACCAAAUGACAAAGUUUUCACCAGUUAUGCAGAAAUAUGUCCUAGAGUUGAAGGUGAUGCCAUUAAGUCUUGCCUCUGGGCUUCGGCUGUCAAUGUCCGAGACAAAUAUAUUUAUGUAACACAGCCUAAGUGGAAUAGAAUAAUGAUCCUUGAUAUCCAGACUCAGAAAGUCAUUCAGUCCCUGGAUAUUGACCCUCUCCCUGUCAAAUUACAUUAUGAUAAAUCACAUGACCAAAUUUGGAUACUUAGCUGGGGAGAUAUGAAGAAAUCUCAUCCAACACUGCAGGUGGUCCCAGAAGCAAGUACAGGAGAGAACUGGCAUGUUAUUCGCACGCAUCUGAAUGGAAUGGAUGAUUAUUUUAUCCCACAUACAAACCUUAUUAUCAAUCACAUCAGAUUUGGUUUCAUCUUUAACACGUCGAAAUCGGCAGUUCACAAAAUUGAUCUGGAAACCGUGUCUCACAUCAAGACGAUCAGCUUCAGAAACUACAGUUGCUUGCCACAAGCCAUGGCCUAUACCCACCUGGGUGGCUACUUCUUUGUUCAGUGCAAAGCCAGUGCAUCGACGCCAGUAACGCCACAGCUUAUAAUUGACAGUGUCACAGAUUCCAUCAUUGGCCCCAACAGCGACAUAUCAGGCACUCCCUACAUCUCCCCUGAUGGACGCUAUUUGGUCAGCGCAGAUGAACACAGCGGGAGGAUCAGAGUCCAGGCAAUCACAAUCCAAGGGGAAAUCAAAUUGAUUUAUGACUUACAAACCACUAUGCACAUAUCUGAUCUGACAUUUCAGUCCUCCUUCACCGAAGGCAAUCAGUAUUAUAUAUAUGCUUCUUCACAUUUGCAAACAGAUGUGCUUUUUGUGGAGCUGUCAACAGGGAAAGUGGACGUCUUGAAGAAUUUAAAAGACCCUAUCACAUCCAAAGACUGGCCCUGGAGCAGCUACAACAGAGUUAUCCAAGACAGUGGAUUAUUUGGGCAAUACCUUAUAACACCAGCAAAGGAUUCACUAUUUAUAAUUAACGGGCGACAAAACACAUUACGCUGUGAAGUUUCAGGUAUCAAGAGGGGCAACACAGUGGUUUGGGUUGGAGAUGUAUGA
This is a messenger RNA of Varanus komodoensis (Komodo dragon), 2364 nucleotides long. RefSeq names its product follistatin like 4 (gene FSTL4). Gene Ontology annotation, biological process: regulation of BMP signaling pathway; cell differentiation; multicellular organism development. The transcript is spliced from 14 exons. Gene Ontology annotation, molecular function: protein binding; calcium ion binding. Lineage: Eukaryota; Metazoa; Chordata; Lepidosauria; Squamata; Varanidae. The record is from RefSeq and is a predicted model, not a curated record. Bases 1 to 2364 code for a protein of 787 amino acids.